AUGCCCAUGCUCAAGAGCCCCUCGGCCAAGUAUGAUACUUUCAGGCCCAUCAAGCUUCCAGAUCGUCAGUGGCCAUCCCAGAGCAUUACAGAAGCACCGACAUGGCUUGCCACGGACUUGAGAGAUGGAAACCAAAGCCUCGAGCACCCCAUGACGAUAAACCAGAAAUGGAAAUACUUUCAGAUGCUCGUCCGUAUCGGCUUCAAGGAGAUCGAUGUCUCCUUCCCCAGCGCGUCCGACACCGAGUUCGACUUUACGCGCCGGAUCGUCGAGACACCAAACAUGGCACUAGACGACGUGUGGCUUCAGGUGCUCUCCCCUUGCAAGAAGGAGCAUAUCCGCCGGACGGUAGAUAGCGUGACCGGCGCCAAAAAAGCCAUCCUCAGCCUGUACAUCGCCGCCAGUGACAACUUCCUCGAGACCAUCUUCGGAAUGUCCCAGCAACAGGUGCUCGAGCAGGCCGUCGAGUGCGUCGCCUACGCCCGCUCCAUCACCAAAGACGACCCGCAACAGCAACACACCAGAUGGAAGCUCAUGUUCAGCCCGGAAGCCUUCUCGGACACGGACCUCACAUACAGCACCCGGCUGUGCGAAGCAGUGAAGGAAGCCUGGGGUCCCACCGAAGAAGACCCAAUCAUCCUGAACCUGCCCGCCACAGUCGAGAUGGCCAGCCCCAACGUCUUCGCCGACCAAGUCGAGCUCUUCUGCCGCUCGAUCCCGGCGUCGGAACGAAGCAAGGUCGUCGUCUCGCUGCACCCGCACAACGACCGGGGCUGCGCCGUGGCCGCGUCGGAGCUGGGCAUCAUGGCGGGCGCGCGGCGGGUCGAGGGCUGCCUCUUCGGCAACGGCGAGCGGACGGGCAACGUCGACCUCGUCACCCUGGCCCUGAACCUGUACACGCAGGGCAUCGACCCGGGCAUCGACCUGUCGGACCUCAAGUCCAUCAAGGCCGUGUUCGAGGAGUGCACGCAGCUGCGCAUCCCCACCCGCAUGCCGUACUCGGGCGACGCCGUCUUCAUCGCGUACAGCGGCUCCCACCAGGACGCCAUCAGCAAGGCCUUCAACAAGAUGAAGAAGAACGGCGGCUCGCCGCGCUGGAAGGUGCCCUACCUCGCCAUCGACCCCAAGGACAUCGGCGCCAGCUACGAGUCCGUCAUCCGCGUCAACUCGCAGAGCGGCAAGGGCGGCGUCGCCUGGACGCUGAGUCGCCACUUGCAGAUCGACAUCGACCUGCCCAAGGGCCUGCAGCUCGCCUUCUCCAAGACGGCCAAGUCGCUGUCCGAGACCCUUGCCCGCACCCUCAGCCCCUCGGAGAUUUCCGACCUUUUCCUGCAGACGUAUCAUGUGCUCUCCAAGGAUCCGCGCAUCUGCAGCGCGGGUGUGGCGAAUGCCCCGGCUGGGAAAACGGUCGAGGCGGCUGUCUUUAUUAACGGCAAGAUGCAUCGGCUCUUGGGCAGUGGGAAAGAUGUGCUUGAGGCUGUUGAGAACGCUUUCGCGAAUGGUGUUGGAGGCGGUGCGAUGCGCUUCGAGCUGCACCACCGCACUCUCGUUGCUGGAAAUGGCGCUAUUCGUGGCAUCGCCAUCGUUGAGUGUGUGGCUGGAACCGAGAAGAGCUCAUGGGGGGCCAAUAUAUCGGACAAGGCCGAUGAGAGGUACUUGUUGGCUUGCUUGGGCGCCGCUCUGGGGAUGGUGAGUAAGCCGCUUGUGAACCAGAAGGUUACAGACAUUAUUGGGCGGGAUUUGGGUCUGUUGAAUGGUCUGCGCCGCGCCAAAGAGAUGCAGAUGUUGACUUCAAGUGAAGCUUAG
Molecule: messenger RNA, 1806 nt
Organism: Diplodia corticola
Lineage: Eukaryota; Fungi; Ascomycota; Dothideomycetes; Botryosphaeriales; Botryosphaeriaceae
Product: 2-isopropylmalate synthase
Exons: 4
Coding region: 1-1806 (601 amino acids)
Biological process (GO): L-leucine biosynthetic process
Cellular component (GO): mitochondrion
Molecular function (GO): 2-isopropylmalate synthase activity
Source: RefSeq, a predicted model, not a curated record